Galeopterus variegatus (Sunda flying lemur) is the source of this 2430-nucleotide messenger RNA. RefSeq names its product proline-rich nuclear receptor coactivator 2 (gene PNRC2). Bases 402 to 821 code for a protein of 139 amino acids. NCBI's taxonomy places the organism in Eukaryota, Metazoa, Chordata, Mammalia, Dermoptera, Cynocephalidae. Gene Ontology annotation, cellular component: P-body; nucleus. The transcript is spliced from 3 exons. The record is from RefSeq and is a predicted model, not a curated record. Gene Ontology annotation, biological process: nuclear-transcribed mRNA catabolic process, nonsense-mediated decay.
UGUCGGUAGAGGCAGCCGGAGGAGGCCGUGUCGGAGAACGGAGACUCUGGUGUGGUCGGUAGCUAGCUUGUCGGUGCUCGUGGGUUUUGUUCGAAUCGUGCCUUGUCUCUCCCUGGAAGGGGAGGGAGGCUUCGACGUCGACAGACAGCCGCCGCCGCAGUCCCGAGCCUGAAGUCGCUAGGACUUCUCUCAAACUUGUGUGCUGAGGACACUCAGAUGUUGGCCUCAGCUCCCAGGCUGAACUCAACAGAUUGGCCCAUGAAAACUUCUGUAUUGAGACAAAGGAAAGGAUCCACCAGAAGGCAACACCUAUUAUCCUGGGCUUGGCAGCAAGGAAGAGGACAGGUAGUGGAAAUCCUGCAAUCUGAAAAGCAGACUGAAAGGUGACAAAGAAGCUGAAGAUGGGUGGUGGAGAGAGGUGUAACAUUCCAGCCCCUCAAUCUAGAAACGUUAGUAAGAACCAACAGCAGCUUAAUAGACAGAAGAUCAAGGAUCAGAAUUCCCAGAUGAAGAUUGUUCAUAAGAAAAAAGAAAGAGGACAUGGUUAUAACUCAUCAGCAGCGGCAUGGCAGGCCAUGCAAAAUGGGGGGAAAAACAAAAAUUUUCCAAAUAAUCAAACUUGGAACACUAGCUUAACAAGUUCCAGCUUGCUUUUUAAGUCUCAAGCCAAUCAGAACUAUGCUGGAGCCAAAUUUAGUGAGCCACCAUCACCAAGUGUUCUUCCCAAACCACCAAGCCACUGGGUUCCUGUUUCCUUUAAUCCUUCAGAUAAAGAAAUAAUGACAUUUCAACUUAAAACCUUACUUAAGGUACAGGUAUAAAAUAAGAUAAAAUACUGUUUAAAUUUAGUUAUGUUUAGGGAUAGUUGUCAAUUGGUCUGAAACAAAUUCACUAGGGGAUUUGUGUAAAAUUGCUAAUUAAUGUAAAAAUAUAAUUAGACUUCAUCUUGUUUGUUUUGUGUUGUCUGCACUGUGAUGUAAUGGUAGUAUCAGUGCAACUUAAAAUAACUAAAUUAAUAAUUGUACUUAACAGUUUUUAAUUAAGUAGCUUUUAAAGGAAACCAAGUUUAGAUUUGGGAGAUGGUAAAGAAAUCAACUUUUCUAUUGUGUGUUGGAGAAAAAUAAUUAAGAUUAUGAAACUGAAUCAUUAUAAGCAUCAAGCUAAGACAUGGAAGGACUGAGAACUAGUUGAACAUUUGAAAGUUUAAUGUCCUACAGACACCUAAACCAGUAAUAAUAGGCCAACAACCUGAUGCACUGCCAAAAGAAAAUAUGAAAUUUUCCCAAUGAAUAGUUGCAGUUUAAUAAAUUGUACAUUGGUGAAUGUGGAAAGAGCACUCCAGGCUUAUUUGAAUGAGGCACAGUAUAUUCAAAGGCCCUGUUUCUUAAAUACAGUGGCUAGGUGUCUGCCAAUAAAUGCACCAAAACCCUUUUAAAAAAUAGAAACAGUAUUUGAUGGUCACUCAGUAGCUUUCAGAAUACAUUUUUGUAUUACUGUACUGCAUAAGCUAUUCUGACAGUGAUCUGGCCUCAUGUCCGUACAAAACUUGCUUAAAGUUGGGAGUUUUAAGAGUGAAAGUUCUAAGUACCUAGGGAAGAAAGAGCCAUGUAAAUACACGUUAACAAACUUGUAGCAUAUGUAAAGUUUUCUUGGCCUUUAUCUUACAAGAAUUGAAUAUUUUAGUAUGAAUUUGCUGAAUAUAAGAACAUGGUCUGUUUUUAUACUAUGGCCUAAUUUUAAAGGUCCAAAAUAAUUUUUUAAAGUUUGCCCUUGUGCUAAAGUGCCAGUAUAUGUAUGUUAUGAUUUGGUUGUAAACUAUAUUUCCAAGUAAACCCUACUGUGUGUAUAACUAUCUGUAGAACUUUAGUUAAGUUUUAUAACUAAAAUGAUUUAAGCUGCUAAAACACUUCCUAGUUUUAAGAGAUGUGAAAUGCAGUACAGGGCUUCCCCCCUACCGUCACCUUAACCCAAAGAUGAACUAUUAAAGGGUCCUUCCAACUUUAAAGAUUCAUUUUGGCUUUCACCAGUUCCUGUAAACCAUGAUAAAAGUAUAGCUUAUUGUAUGGUGGCACUGUCUUGUUUGUCAUGAGUGCCACCCAGGGGACCACUUAUGCAAAAGAUGUAAUCUCUUGCAUAAUACCUCGAUAAGCAUGUUCUACCAACUUUAAGGGUAAAUGCUAAAUAUAAGUUAACCCAAUAGCAAGUUGAAGAAAAAAGUAUGUGGGUCAAUUUAAAAAUUCUGAUAAUGCCCUAUUUUCUAAUGUGGCACCCCUUUUGGUGUUUAUAAGCAGAAUGAAGUUGCAUUUCUCCAAAUUCAGAUGAAAUAAUACUGCCCAAGUCAAAUAUCGAUAUUCUAAAGACAAGUUUAUGUAGUACUUAAUGUACAAAAUUUGAAGCAUGAAAUUGAAAAUAAAAUCGCUUUUCUCCCCA